Molecule: messenger RNA, 798 nt
Organism: Striga hermonthica
Lineage: Eukaryota; Viridiplantae; Streptophyta; Magnoliopsida; Lamiales; Orobanchaceae
Source: the annotation of a GenBank genome assembly
AUGUUGGGCUUGAAUUUGUCGGACGAGCUGCUGGGGACCGUGGCGCCGAUAAUCGUGUACUGGGUGUAUUCGGGAUUGUACGUAUUGCUGGGCUCGCUCGAUAUUUACAGGCUGCACACGAGGAAGGAUGAAGAUGAGAAGAAUUUGGUCUCAAAGAGGGAGGUCAUUAAAGGGGUGCUCCUCCAGCAGGCGGUUCAGGCUGUUGUGGCCACAAUACUGUUCGCUGUCACAAGCCCCGACUCGAACCACCCGACUCAAACACAGGAGCCGACUUCUCCUUCCCUAAUCGUGCUCGCUCGCCAAUUCCUUGUGGCCAUGAUAGUCCUCGACACGUGGCAGUACUUCAUGCAUCGAUACAUGCACCACAACAAGUUCUUGUACCGCCACAUACACUCUCAACACCAUCGACUCAUUGUACCUUACGCAUUCGGCGCUCUCUACAACCACCCGAUCGAGGGCCUCCUUCUCGACACUUGCGGUGGGGCCCUCGCCUUUCUGGUCUCGGGCAUGUCCCCACGAGCCUCGAUUUUCUUCUUCUCGUUCGCGACUCUCAAGACGGUAGACGAUCAUUGUGGCCUGUGGCUCCCCGGGAACAUUUUCCACUUCUUCUUUAGUAAUAACUCGGCCUACCACGAUAUUCACCACCAGCUUUAUGGGAAUAAAUAUAAUUUUUCGCAGCCGUUUUUCGUGAUGUGGGACCGGAUAUUGGGGACUUAUAUGCCGUAUUCUCUCGAGAUGAGGGGUAAGGGCGGGUUUGAGGCCCGGCCAACUAAGGACUGCACGAGGAAGAACGAGUGA